AUGUAUAUUAUAAAACUCAAGUCUGCUAGAACAGUUUAAAAAGCACAGUUAACCAAACAACUACGUCAGUUUCGUUAGAACAAAGCAUGAAGUCGCUUCUCUUACUACUUCUAUUCUCUUUUGUUGUCCAGUCGGCAGCUUUUUUCGGUUCAGACUUUUUGAAGAAGUUAUUCCCGAAUCUCGCUGGAAAUAAAGACGAAAUUAAUAAUGUCAAAGAAACGUUAGAUGAUACAAGAUUAAGAUUUAUCCCUGUGAAAUCGCCUGAAAUUAAAAAGCAAUUGGACGAGACUCUGUCACACUUACCAACUGCAAUUGACCAGAAAAAGGCUGGGGAGGGUGAUCAAUUCUCUGCCGGUAGUUACGAUGGUCGAACUGAAGAAACUAAAAACAAAUUUGUUGCUGGCAGCUACGAUGGCCGUUCUGAUGAAAAGAAGAACGAAUUCAUUGCUGGAACUUAUGAUGGAAGAUCUGAAGAAAAGAAGAACCAGUUCAUUGCUGGAAGCUACGAUGGAAGAUCUGAUGAGAAGAAGAACCAAUUCAUUGCUGGAAGUUAUGAUGGAAGAUCUGAUGAGAAGAAGAACCAAUUCAUUGCUGGAAGUUAUGAUGGAAGAUCUGAUGAGAAGAAGAACCAAUUCAUUGCUGGAAGUUAUGAUGGAAGAUCUGAUGAGAAGAAGAACCAAUUCAUUGCUGGAAGUUAUGAUGGAAGAUCUGAUGAGAAGAAGAACCAAUUCAUUGCUGGAAGUUAUGAUGGAAGAUCUGAUGAGAAGAAGAACCAAUUCAUUGCUGGAAGUUAUGAUGGAAGAUCUGAUGAGAAGAAGAACCAAUUCAUUGCUGGAAGCUAUGAUGGAAGAUCUGACGAGAAGAAGAACCAAUUCAUUGCAGGCAGUUACGAUGGCAGAUCUGACGAGAAGAAGAACGAAUUCAUCGCUGGAACUUAUGAUGGACGUUCUGAUGAAAAGAAGAACGAAUUCAUCGCUGGAACUUAUGAUGGUAGAUCUGAUGAGAAAAAGAACGAAUUCAUUGCUGGAACUUAUGAUGGAAGAUCUGAUGAAAAGAAGAACGAAUUCAUCGCUGGAACUUAUGAUGGACGUUCUGAUGAAAAGAAGAACGAAUUCAUCGCUGGAACUUAUGAUGGACGUUCUGAUGAAAAGAAGAACGAAUUCAUCGCUGGAACUUAUGAUGGACGUUCUGAUGAAAAGAAGAACCAAUUCAUCGCUGGAAGUUAUGAUGGAAGAUCUGAUGAAAAGAAGAACGAAUUCAUCGCUGGAACUUAUGAUGGACGUUCUGAUGAAAAGAAGAACCAAUUCAUCGCUGGAACUUAUGAUGGAAGAUCUGAUGAGAAGAAGAACCAAUUCAUUGCAGGCAGUUACGAUGGCAGAUCUGACGAGAAGAAGAACGAAUUCAUCGCUGGAACUUAUGAUGGACGUUCUGACGAGAAGAAGAACGAAUUCAUCGCUGGAACUUAUGAUGGUAGAUCUGAUGAAAAGAAGAACGAAUUCAUCGCUGGAACUUAUGAUGGUAGAUCUGAUGAGAAGAAGAACGAAUUCAUUGCUGGAACUUAUGACGGUAGAUCUGACGAGAAGAAGAACAACCAAUUCAUUGCAGGCAGUUAUGAUGGUAGAUCUGAUGAAAAGAAGAACGAAUUCAUUGCUGGAAGCUAUGAUGGAAGAUCUGAUGAGAAGAAGAACCAAUUCAUUGCUGGAAGUUUCGAUGGACGUUCUGAUGAGAAGAACCAAUUCGUUGCUGGAAGUUUCGAUGGACGUUCUGAUGAGAAGAAGAACCAAUUCGUUGCUGGAAGUUUCGAUGGACGUUCUGAUGAGAAGAAGAACGAAUUCAUUGCCGGAAGUUAUGAUGGACGUUCUGAUGAGAAGAAGAACCAAUUCGUUGCUGGAAGUUAUGAUGACCAGAAAAACACUUUGAGUGCUGGUAGCUUUGAUGGGCGACACGGCGAACAUAUUAGACAAAGAUUAAACUUUUUCGGAACUUCUGAUGAAACACCCGAAUCAAACAAGAAUUUCGCUGGUUCCUUUGAUGGUAGAAAGGAAACAAGGCAUCAUCAUCAUGAAGGAAAAAUUAACCGUAAAAAUUUUGUUGCUGGAACUUUCGAUGAGUUAGAUAAUAGAGCUAGACAAUUUUCGCAUGACUUCUUACCCUUUGAGGAGGACAAGGCUGACAAUGCACUCGAUAAAAACUUGAAAAAUACUGCCCAAGAAAUUGCUGAAGAUAGUAAAAUGAACAAUGUUCAAUUUGAAUCAGGAAAUAUUUCUGAUGGUAAAGAAAUUAUUGGCAAAUAUGUCAAAAUUUCUGGAAAUAUGGAUGAAGACUUUAGUCAUCCAUUCAUGGAGCUCUUGAAGCAAAUCUCAAAAAGAGCUGAUAUGAAAUAA
Messenger RNA from Dimorphilus gyrociliatus, 2384 nucleotides. The record is from the annotation of a GenBank genome assembly. NCBI's taxonomy places the organism in Eukaryota, Metazoa, Annelida, Polychaeta, Dinophilidae.